UACUCUCCUGCUUUUUCCCAUCGUCCCGUGCGCCGCUUCCCUUUGCCUCUCUCUUCCUCUGCCGCCGUUGUGGUAGCCGGUGGCCGCGUUGGACGAUGUCGUCCCACAAGACGUUCAAGAUCAAGCGGUUCCUCGCUAAGAAGCAGAAGCAGAACCGCCCCAUUCCGCAAUGGAUUCGCAUGAAAACUGGCAAUAAGAUCAGGUACAAUUCCAAAAGGAGACAUUGGAGGAGGACCAAGUUGGGCCUGUGAAGAGAAGCAGCUGUAACCCUUGCCAUGUCUGUCUUGCAGCAAGCUUUUGAGCCCCAGAACGGCUCCCUUCUUAACAGAGCCCUAUUCUUUUCCACAGCCCUAUUUUCAGGACUGAAUCUCUUCAUGUAUUACAAUUUUUUUUUUCCUCCUUUGAGAAGUUUAUUCCCACAAAGAGUUCUAGAGGAAUUAAAACUGAAUAAUUGGUAUUUUGUGUUCACAUUUGUGUGCUUUAAUUCUCAGUGUAGUUACAUCGGCUGGAUGCUUGCUGCCAGAGGACAGAUGUUCAUUAAUAAACAGGAGACUAGUUAAUUUCAAA
Python bivittatus (Burmese python) is the source of this 567-nucleotide messenger RNA. RefSeq names its product ribosomal protein L39 (gene RPL39). Gene Ontology annotation, cellular component: cytosolic large ribosomal subunit; ribosome. Gene Ontology annotation, biological process: translation. Gene Ontology annotation, molecular function: structural constituent of ribosome. NCBI's taxonomy places the organism in Eukaryota, Metazoa, Chordata, Lepidosauria, Squamata, Pythonidae. The record is from RefSeq and is a predicted model, not a curated record.